UCGCAAAAAUUAGAUAUUUUUUACUUUAUUAUUAUAUUAUGAGAAUGAAUCCUACUACUUCUAGUUCUGGGGUUGCCACGCUUGACAAAAAGAACCUGGGGCGUAUCGCCCAAAUCAUUGGUCCGGUACUAGAUGUAGCCUUUCCGCCAGGCAAAAUGCCUAAUAUUUAUAACGCUUUGGUAGUUAAGGGUCGAGAUACUGUUGGUCAACCAAUUAAUGUGACUUGUGAGGUACAGCAAUUAUUAGGAAACAAUCGAGUUAGAGCCGUAGCUAUGAGUGCUACAGACGGUCUAACGAGAGGAAUGGACGUAAUUGAUACGGGAGCUCCGCUAAGUGUUCCGGUCGGUGGAGCGACUCUCGGACGAAUUUUCAACGUGCUUGGGGAGCCUAUUGAUAAUUUAGGUCCUGUAGAUAAUAGCACAACAUUUCCUAUUCAUAGAUCCGCGCCUGCCUUUAUACAGUUAGAUACAAAAUUAUCUAUUUUUGAAACCGGAAUUAAAGUAGUAGAUCUUUUAGCCCCUUAUCGCCGUGGAGGAAAAAUCGGACUAUUCGGGGGAGCUGGCGUGGGUAAAACAGUACUCAUUAUGGAAUUGAUUAACAAUAUUGCCAAAGCUCACGGAGGCGUAUCUGUAUUUGGCGGAGUCGGUGAACGGACUCGUGAAGGAAAUGAUCUUUACAUGGAAAUGAAAGAAUCUGGAGUCAUUAAUGAACAAAAUAUUGCAGAAUCAAAAGUGGCUCUAGUUUACGGUCAAAUGAACGAACCGCCGGGAGCUCGUAUGAGAGUUGGUUUGACUGCCCUAACUAUGGCGGAAUAUUUCCGAGAUGUUAAUGAACAAGACGUUCUUUUAUUUGUUGACAAUAUCUUCCGUUUUGUCCAAGCAGGAUCUGAAGUAUCCGCCUUGUUGGGUAGAAUGCCUUCCGCUGUGGGUUAUCAACCUACCCUUAGUACCGAAAUGGGUUCUUUACAAGAAAGAAUUACUUCUACCAAAGAAGGGUCCAUAACUUCUAUUCAAGCUGUUUAUGUACCUGCAGAUGAUUUGACCGACCCUGCUCCUGCUACGACAUUUGCACAUUUAGAUGCUACGACCGUAUUAUCAAGAGGAUUGGCUGCCAAAGGUAUCUAUCCAGCAGUAGAUCCUUUAGAUUCAACGUCAACUAUGCUACAACCCCGGAUCGUUGGUGACGAACAUUAUGAAACUGCACAACAGGUUAAGCAAACUUUACAACGUUACAAAGAACUUCAAGAUAUUAUAGCUAUUCUUGGAUUAGACGAAUUAUCCGAAGAAGAUCGUUUAACCGUAGCAAGAGCGCGAAAAAUUGAGCGUUUCUUAUCACAACCUUUUUUCGUAGCAGAAGUAUUUACGGGUUCUCCGGGAAAAUAUGUUGGUUUAGCAGAAACAAUUAGAGGCUUUCAAUUAAUCCUUUCCGGAGAAUUAGAUGGUCUUCCCGAACAGGCCUUUUAUUUGGUAGGUAACAUCGAUGAAGCUACGGCGAAGGCUAUGAACUUAGAAAUGGAGAAAGUGAAAGAAAUCAUUUUAUCUACUAAUAGUGGACAAAUUGGCGUAUUACCAAAUCACGCUCCUAUUGCCACAGCAGUAGAUAUAGGUAUUUUGAGAAUACGCCUUAACGACCAAUGGCUAACGAUGGCUCUGAUGGGCGGUUUUGCUAGAAUAGGUAAUAAUGAAAUCACUGUUUUAGUAAAUGAUGCAGAGAAAAGUAGUGACAUUGAUCCACAAGAAGCUCAGCAAACUCUUGAAAUAGCAGAAGCUGCUUUGAGAAAAGCUGAAGGAAAGAGACAAACAAUCGAGGCAAAUCUAGCUCUCCGACGGGCUAGGACACGAGUAGAGGCUAUCAAUGCCAUUUCAUAACCAGUCGGUGCGUCCAAAUAAGCAUCGAUUUAUACUUUGGUUGUUUUGUUUGACUUGAUUCUGUCGAUUAAAAACAAUCAAGCGCAAUCAUAUUUUGAUGCAACGAAAAAAAAAAUAGAAAAGAUACAAAAUCAAAAUUUAUAAAAUAAAAUGGGUAUAAAAACUUAUUAGAUACCAUUGACCGCGGUAUCUAAUAAGUUCUACCUACUAUUGGAUUUGAACCAAUGACUCCCGCCGUAUGAAAGCAAUACUCUAACCGCUGAGUUAAGUAGGUCAUUUAUCUUCACAAAGAAAACCAAAAGGGACUCCUCCCGUCGAUGGAUUAUAAAUAUCAUAUUACUUAGAAGCAAUACCGAUCAAUAUGAUCUUGGAUCAUGGAAUAGUCAUCUUGAGAAUAUUAAUCUUGACAAGAAAUUAUCUACAUAAUAAAAUAUGUAUUACAAGCACUAAGGGCUGUAGCUCAGUUGGUAGAGCACCUCGUUUACACGCGCGCCGAUGUUUUUCAGGGGAGUGCAUCAUGCAAUCAAAAAAUUGAUCUUAUUGAGAAAUUGAUGUCUUACUCCAUAACUUUGAGGGAAGAAGAGAACAAUAGCCUGACAAGGAUUCGGUCCGAUUUAGGUGCCCAGUGAGGUGCCAAACAGACCCCAUCGUUGAUUUGAUAUAUUGAUAAGGUGAAUACCCAGUCUAUUCAAUGCUAGGCUGAGUAUCAGGGCCUCAAAAAAAUCUCUUUUCGUCCUAUGAACUUUAAGGUGUAUGAAGUUUCAUAUUUGAUUUUUAAGUAGAGCGAUAGAGACUUCAUUUCACUUAGGUUAAUCUAGGCCAGAGGCAGACCUACGUCAAGAUAACCCCCCUUGAAAAACUUUGGUAGUGUUCCUGAAUCUGAAUAAACAUAAUGACUCAGAGCACAUGGAGCCAUCUUCUUAUUUUUCUGUCAAAAAUAAAAAUGGCGGACUAGCUGAUAUUUCUAUCAGUUAAUGAAAGAGCCCAAUGCACAAAAAAUGCAUGUUGGGUCUUUGAAACAGUUCAGAUCAUUUUGAUAAUAAUAAGUUUGAUCUGUUUUACCGAGAAGGUCUACGGUUCGAGUCCGUAUAGCCCUAGAGCCCUAUAAAAUGAAAAUCAAAAAAAAAAAUGAAUAUUCAAAUACAAAAAAUUGUAUCAUUUUUGAUUUUCAUUUCCUCUUUUCCUGGCCGAAAUCAACGAGUUAAUUAUACUACCUUUCUUUGGUAUACCCAAUUCUAGUGAAUUUUGUAUCAUAACAUGAGUCUGGUUAAAAACUCCAACCUAACCCCAAUCAAGUCUACAAAUCUAAUAGUAAUUUACGUCGGUAUUGUGCGGUAUUUGUGCACAAGAUAAAUAAUAUCUUUGCUAAUGUUAAGUUUCAUUGUAAACAUUGUCAACAACGUAAAAUAGGCUUUCCUUAGUAUACCUUACUUAGACCUAGUCUUCUCUUUCGAUAGAAAAUCCUCCAUUGGGAUUGGAUUCUAAGAAAAGUACCAAGACCCAUCUAUUCUAAAUAAAAUUCCUAGACAUUCUCUUACAUCUGACUACUUGUGACUACUUGUUCUAUUCUAAACCACUAAUAAAAAAGAGACAAAUGUACAUAUUCAGAAAAAAAUGAAAUUCAAUAUAUUAUAUAAAGAUAAUCAAAUAGAAAGGAUAAUACAAAUCGAUUUCAAUUUCGACCAAUUUCAAAUAACUAAUAAAUAGAAUUCAAAAUUCGAAAAAAAAAAUGAGAAUUCUAUUUAGAAUCCCUUUUCUUUAGAGAGAAUUCUCGGUAAGAUUGAGAUGAAAACAAGAGAAUUUGGAUAAGAGCAAUAGUUAGUUUUAACUAUAACUAAAAAAAAGCAAAAGCUAUGUAGAUUCUAAUCGAUGAAUCUUGAAAGGAAACACGCCCCGCAAAAGGAAACUAGAUGGUUCGCAAUUCUUACUUUAACUAAACAGUUAUGAACGACUUAAAAAUUUCAAGUCGAAUUGAUUAAUCCGGUAUAUUUUCCACGUUUAUAGGAGUGCAUCUAUGUUUCUGCUUUACGAAUAUGAUAUUUUUUGGGCAUUUCUGAUAAUAUCAAGUCUUAUUCCUAUUUUGGUAUUUUUCAUUUCGGGAUUUUUAGCCCCGAGUAGCAAAGGACCGGAGAAACUUUCUAGUUAUGAAUCAGGUAUAGAACCAAUAGGUGACGCUUGGUUACAAUUUAGAAUCCGCUAUUAUAUGUUUGCUCUUGUUUUUGUUGUUUUUGAUGUGGAAACGGUUUUUCUUUAUCCAUGGGCAAUGAGUUUCGAUGUAUUAGGUGUAUCUGUAUUUGUAGAAGCUUUAAUUUUUGUGCUUAUCUUAAUUGUUGGUUUAGUUUAUGCAUGGCGAAAGGGAGCAUUGGAAUGGUCUUAGCUCCUGAAUAUUCAGACAAUAAAAAGAAAAAA
Molecule: messenger RNA, 4277 nt
Organism: Helianthus annuus (common sunflower)
Lineage: Eukaryota; Viridiplantae; Streptophyta; Magnoliopsida; Asterales; Asteraceae
Product: ATP synthase subunit beta, chloroplastic
Exons: 2
Coding region: 39-1868 (609 amino acids)
Biological process (GO): proton motive force-driven mitochondrial ATP synthesis; proton transmembrane transport
Cellular component (GO): chloroplast thylakoid membrane
Molecular function (GO): proton-transporting ATP synthase activity, rotational mechanism; ATP hydrolysis activity; ATP binding
Source: RefSeq, a predicted model, not a curated record